Lepisosteus oculatus (spotted gar) is the source of this 3529-nucleotide messenger RNA. Its product is annotated as early growth response protein 4. Gene Ontology annotation, molecular function: DNA-binding transcription factor activity, RNA polymerase II-specific; RNA polymerase II cis-regulatory region sequence-specific DNA binding. NCBI's taxonomy places the organism in Eukaryota, Metazoa, Chordata, Actinopteri, Semionotiformes, Lepisosteidae. The record is from RefSeq and is a predicted model, not a curated record. Gene Ontology annotation, biological process: regulation of transcription by RNA polymerase II.
UCACAGCAACAGAUAUCAGAUGAGCCACCGACCUGGAAUUGUGGAUACGCUUUUGAGAACAGGGAAUCCCGCUUUAUUUACUGAAGCGUUUUUCUGCAGCUGAGCGAUUUUGGACGUAACUCACUAUCUUGCUCCACAGCAGAAGCCGGGGUGCAUCCCUUCCACACUCAACUCGUUUUCGCAACAUCCACGGCGCCAACAUGCUCAACAACAUGGAUUUAAGCUCCCAGGAUUCGUUUUAUUCUCAGUACGACAACUGUUGCGGCUCCUCCCCUGCGAUUGAAACAGUUGGACCCGAAACGAGCCAGGACACCAGCACCGAGGCGCAGAUGGGAUCACCUGUUCAGUUCAGCGAAGGUGCUGCCAUUGAACCCCCGACUGAGGCGUCGAAUUUCUUUUUUGACCCCAGCGAGGGAACAAGCCCCACUUUCCCCUCUUCUCUUUCCUACUCCGGCAGCUUUUAUGUGGAAACCACCCAGGGGGGCGCUUUCACCACCGAGACGUUGCUCAACAUGAUCACAGAAAUCGUGGGGAUUUCUACGUUGCCCAUUUCGGAGAUGCACCAGAGUCACCCGGAGAGCGCGAACCCGUCGCCUUCUCAGAUGGACGAUGCCCGAGGCUUCUCUGGCCCCGGGUUCCAGUCCACACCCCCAGCCUGCUCGACGGCCGCCACGUCUCCAGCGCUGUACUCGCAAACGCAGAUGUGCUCGGGCUACCCCAACCUGCAGACGGGCAUGCCAGCGCAGGAGUCUUCCCUGGCACAAGCUGACUUCGGCGCCGCGUCUCCAGAUUUAACCCAGAAGCCACCCGAGCCACACACGGAGGCAGCCGCCUUCCCCGUAACAGUGAAAAGCGAAUUCGAGAGCAGCUGCUACGAGUGGAACUCAUUCGGUAAAAAUCACGCCUAUAUCUCAACAAAUUACGGUUCGGAAAUGUUCCCCAUGGCGGGAGACGGCUCCUCUGAUCAACAAGUGGAUUCGAAAGAUUUCCUAGAUUCCUUUUCUCCCGUCUGCACUACCUCAGAACUAAUGAGCAAAUUGGACACCGCAAUCAAACAGGAACAGAGCUUCCUGGACGAGGGCCCACAGAAUUUCCAGAGCCACCUGUUCGGCAGCUACCAAGCGCAGAACAUGUGUGCUUCCAACAACGUGACCAGUGCGCUGAAACCCAAUUUAUUUCCUAACAUGGGGAUUCAGACUUUAACAAGCCAGUGUGAUCUAGCUUACACCUCAACUACACUCUCCAGUGCCAUCGAUUCACUCCUGUAUCCGUCCCUGGUGCCAGACGCCUACCUGAGGAGCGGCAUGCAGGUAGAAAAAUCACCCCGUGCCAGGAAAAGCCCAGCCAACCCGGGCGCACCGGCCAAGGAAAAGCCUUUCUCCUGCCCGAUGGAAAACUGCGAGAGGCGCUUUUCGAGGUCCGACGAGUUAAACCGCCACCUCCGCAUUCACACCGGCCACAAACCUUUCCAGUGCCGCAUCUGCCUGCGAAGCUUCAGCCGGAGCGACCACCUGACUACCCACACCCGGACCCACACGGGAGAGAAACCGUUUUCCUGUGAUGUGUGCGGCCGCAGGUUCGCCCGCAGCGACGAGCGGAAAAGGCACGGGCGUGUGCACUUGAAACAGAAGGAGAAGAUGGAGCUGAAGCCUCAGAUACUGACUGCUUGCUCGUUUUCUUUACCCGAAGGAAUCUGAACGCGCACAUGCUAGAUAUAAAUGGCCUAUUCGUGCAUGAUAUCAAAUCUUUCCGUCUUGGAAGAUUUAAAGUGCUUUGUAACACAGCUGAGUACUGUUUACAAAUGUCAGAGCAAUGUUUGCGGUGUACAAAAUCUGCCCACUUGAGUUGUCAGAUCAGAUUCUGGUGUAACUGUCAACGCCGACGGUAGAGAGAGAAGAAAGGAACCGAGUGAAAAGGGCUGGCAUUAUGGUUUGGAGCGACCGAGCUGGAAAGUGAAUAAUAUUAUUUGACUGCGAUCCGUGUGCUGCUCAUUCCAAGGUCUAAAGUUUGUGGUUCGAAGCAAGCGAAGAAAAUUGAUUGCUUACAAUACAUGAUUGACAGUAUUACUAAAACAUUUCGCGACGGUCCAGUGCUAAGACCUCAACACCCAUAAAGACAAAAUGAGUUGUUUUGCUGCUACACUCAGUGUCCUUAUACAAUUAUUCGUUGUAAGGAGAGAGAGAGAAAGAAAAAUAAAGAGCUAAGAACUUAAAUUCAUCAACAGCCAGACUUGGAGACUUCAGCACUCGGAAUCUGAACAGCUCCCACCUCAGUGCACAUCGGAUUGUACGAGAAGGGAAAUAAGCAUUGCACUUAUAAAUGACUUGCCGAUUGAGUGUCAUGUAUGAUUUGCUUUUUACGCUUUUAAUCUAAAAAAAAGUUAUGAAACUGUUUAAUAAAAUUUGCAUGUUUAUAUUUUAUAGGGAGCUAAAUAUUAUAUGUUUUGAAAAACCAAGGCAUUGUGUCCCUGCUGUGAAAACAUGUUUGAAACGCAGGGAAAGAACGAGAGACAUUAAAUUGUAUAUCUUGAAUGUAAAAUACCUCUUUGCCUCUAGUAAGAGGAGGUCAUCUUUGUGCCAAGGUUUUAGAGAAUCUGCUUUGCUGAAUCAGUAUAUUGUUGAAUGAUAAUUGUGCUGCAUUUAUAUACAUGCAUAUAUAAAUGAUUUGUGGAAUGCUACAGAAUCAGUGGCAAAUAAAUAUAUUUGUAACAAUCCUCUUAAAUUGUAUUUUUCUAAUUGAUUAUGUAUAUUUCCAGAAACAAUGUGUUUUUUGGGGAAUUUUUUUAAUAGCAAUGAUAUGUAUCUUUAAAUUUACUCUCCAUGUUCAGUAUGUGCUGUUGAAAAGAUACAGGGGUUUUGAGAGAAUGAGGAUGUUCACCAUCAAUGACAUUAUUGUCUUUAUUGGUAUAUAGUUCAUAGGUUCUAAAGACAAGUUUUGGAAUCAAUUCAGGUGGUUAAAAUAUUUUUGGAAACUAAACAGUAGUAACUUUCAAUGUGGAACAAAUAAAUAUAUGUAAAUGAACUAUAACAUUAUAAGAAAAUAAAACAGAAGCACAUAAAUAUACAGUAAUAAGUGGUACAGAAUCUGAACCAACAGUUGCACAAGAGUGAAAAGAUUCCUUAAAUGUUCUAAAGGUUCAAUUUAUGAUUGGAAAGUAGACUGUAGACAUUUGUUUGGAGGGUUCCAUGUUGAUAGAUCUUUACAGAGUCUGAAGCACAGAGCUAAACAUUGUACUUGAGUAAAUCAGUAGCACAUAUUGCUGCAACACAGUACUAUAAUGUAUGGCAGUUGUUAAUAUAUAAUAUUCUUGGUGUAGGACUGCUUGUUUCACUGUAUAUAUUUGUACAAAAGUGAUGCUUAUCUUUUUAAGAUGAAAAAAAAUGUAUUGACUCAAGGUUACAAUGCAGCUUCACCAAAAAUUAGAGUACUGUCAUUAGAGAAUGUAAAAAUGAAAUGUAACUUGGAUUGCCUUAAGUUAUAUUAACUGUUAAACCAUAUAUUUGUAUAUAAGUAUCAUUUUUUUUGUACA